AUGGACGAGACGACGCUGGAGCCGCUCGUCGCGAGCGAGCUGGAUCCGUUGGAGCUGGCACAUCAAUUGAAGGAAAGGGCGGAAAUCAUCGGUGAAGCGCAGCAGACUCAGCUGUCCCGAUUAGACUCGCUGUCGCAGCUCAAGCAAAGACUGGCCGAGGUGCGAAUGCGCCAUGGGGAGAUGCAGGCCGAGCUGCAGCGAGCCACCGCCUUGAGUCCGCCCCACGCCCCGCCGCCUCUCAGAGAGGAGAAGCAGGCGUCGCCGUCCGAGAUCAAGAUCAAGGUGCUCUCUGAGUUUAUUGCACCUGCCGGCUGUAAGUCGAUGGGUCUGUUGACAUGA
Molecule: messenger RNA, 339 nt
Organism: Acanthamoeba castellanii str. Neff
Lineage: Eukaryota; Discosea; Longamoebia; Acanthamoebidae
Exons: 2
Coding region: 1-339 (112 amino acids)
Source: RefSeq, a predicted model, not a curated record